Molecule: messenger RNA, 2659 nt
Organism: Dermacentor andersoni
Lineage: Eukaryota; Metazoa; Arthropoda; Arachnida; Ixodida; Ixodidae
Biological process (GO): proteasome-mediated ubiquitin-dependent protein catabolic process; protein linear polyubiquitination
Cellular component (GO): LUBAC complex
Molecular function (GO): ubiquitin binding; ubiquitin-protein transferase activity
Source: RefSeq, a predicted model, not a curated record
GUCGUUGCCUAUAGCAACCGCGAUUAGGCACUGAAGCAGUUCUGUCAGUUCCGCCGCACCAAGCAACGCCUGCGAACAGACCACGGCUGCAGCAAGCAUCCGUUCGACGAGAAGCCACCAUGGUGGAUUGUCAGAAGCCGGGCUGCCAAGGCAAGCUGCAACCGAAAGGCGGGAUGGCAGUCUGUCCAAGCUGCCGCUCAGUCAACUGCUUGCAAUGCAACGCCAUCCACGAGGGAAUGGCGUGCAAGGCGUACAUGAGGAGCAUCUCGGCCGACGUCUCACCAGUUCAAACGUCGGCCAAUCGAGGGGCCCAGAAAUUGCACACCCAACAGUACGCCACACCACGUCCAUCAACUCCUGCAGCGACCCCAGGACCAUCGCAGAAGAAAACGGCGACACGUAUGGCAGAGCCUGCUGUUACGACGGAGAACGACAGUUCCGAAAUGUAUGUUAGCUGCAAGGUCGCAGAGUGUGAAGGCGCUGGUUACGUGGACAAGGACACCGCCAUGUUUCGUUGUCCGAUUUGCAACCACUACACAUGCGUGCAAUGCUCGGCUGUGCACGAAUCUAUGACCUGUGCAGAAUACCAGAGGAACAAGGACAACGUGUCAGUGCCCGUAUACAAGCCUGCUGCAUCUCCCGAGGAAGGAGACGAGGAUUCCGACGCCCAAGAGGAACAGCCCGAAGCCAACGGGGAUGCGGAAGGGAUAAUCGUGGAGUGUCGUCACGGAGGGUGCGCGGGUUACGCAUACGUAUUCAAGACGGCUACUACGGCUCAGUGCGAGCUAUGCAAGCACUGGACUUGCGUGGCAUGCAAAGCCUGUCACGAAUCGCAGACUUGUGCUCAGUACAAGGGCAUCGACGUUCCAAUGGAAACCGUGGCACGACAACCACCGGUGCCGGGCAGCGCAUCCCAGAUACCUGCGAGCCGCAGGACAGAAAAGCAUAAGGAAGAAAAUGGCGCUGACAACAGUGGAAGUGGUUUCGUUUCAGCAGCAACAAGCAAGUUUAAGAGUUGGUUAAGUAGUAAAUUCGCUGACGCACAGAGCGAGCCAAAGGGCGCAGGAGCUGCGGGGGACGAUUGUUCCAUGGAUUACAGCGCUGCGAAAUCUCCACAUUACAGAGACCGCAAAAAAGUGCAGGAAAAUACUUGCGACGCUUGCAAACGUUCCGAGACUCUUCUUGUUGCUGAAGGAUGCGAGCACAAUUUAUGCAGAAAAUGCAUCCGGAUGGCCGUGGAAAAACGCACAGUCUGCGAAAUUGUGGCAUGUCCUGCAAAAGUGUCGUAUCAGCAGCAUCAGUGUACAGGUGUUCUUAAAGAACACGAAUACAAAGAUCACGUUUCCCGAGAAACGCUCCAGUACAUGAGAAGGAAGAGUAACUGGUUUCCCGCUGAAUGUUUCAACAAGAAAUGUCCCACUCAAAGGGAGAAAAUUCCUUUUGGUGCAAGGAAAGGAAUAGAUUUUUACGUCUGUCCAUUUUGCGGAAGACGGAACUGCUGGACGUGCCGUGCAGUUCACGACGGCAUGACGUGCGAGCAGUACCUGAGGAAACUUGUGGACGACAUGGACGCUGGGAAGCUCGAAGACCCCCGCGAGAAGGAAAAGCGAUUGCUGGAGCACAUCGCUGCUUACGAGCAAGACGUUGUGUCCACAUCCCAGGAAUUUGAAUGUGCCAUCUGUGUCGUGGAAGUAGAACCCGGCAAGGGGAUUAUUCUCAAGAACUGUCACCACAAGGUGUGCGGAGAAUGCCUGGCCAACACUGCCAAGAACUCCCCAACAGCUGAAGUUCAAUGCCCCUGCUUCGAUGACCAAGUACCCUGCCAGAUGACUGUUUUUGACAGCGACCUCAGGGCGUGCCUGUCGAAGGACGACUACGACGCACUGCAGGACAGGAGCCUGCGCGAGGCUGAGAACAAAAGCAAAGAGCCGGCGUUCCAUUGCAAGACGCCCGACUGCCGGGGCUGGUGUUUGCACGACCGCGACGUCGAGCUCUUCCAGUGCCCCGUGUGCGGCAAGGAGAAUUGCCUCCGCUGCGAGGCUAUUCACGAGGGCAUGAAAUGCGCCCAAUAUCAGGAAGACUUGAAGAUCAGGGCCCAGAAUGACGCAGCGGCCAAGGCCUCGCUCAACUUUCUCGAGGAAAUGCUCAAAACCCAGCAAGCGAUGCGAUGCCCUCAGUGCCGCGUUGUCAUCAUCAAACGGUCCGGGUGUGAUUUCAUGGUGUGCACCUCAUGCCAGACUCAGUUGUGUUGGGCCACCAGAGGAGCUCGAUGGGGCCCGAAUGGUGUCGGCGACAUAAGCGGUGGUUGCAGAUGCGGUGUGGGCGGCGUCAAAUGCCACCCGACGUGCACGACUUGCCACUAGCUUCAAAAAAGUCGGCGAAGCGGUGCUGCGCAGCAGAAGGUUCGAUCCCUGUCGAUAUCCUGGUUGAACAGUAACAUUAAGAAAACUCACCAGUAAACGAACACAUAGGUUCACGUGUUUUUUUACUUGGAAAAUGUGUGCUUGUAGAUAAAAAAAAAACCGUGUAAUAGUGUGCUGGCUACAAAUUUUGUAUAAGGCGACCGAGAGAAAAAAAAAAGUGUUGUUGGAGUUCGCGAGAAGAGAUUUCUUUCAUUUGGCAGGAACUAAUAAAUUUCUAGUGUUCACCUAAUGCUAUA